Molecule: messenger RNA, 2520 nt
Organism: Cryptomeria japonica (Japanese cedar)
Lineage: Eukaryota; Viridiplantae; Streptophyta; Pinopsida; Cupressales; Cupressaceae
Product: disease resistance protein RUN1-like
Exons: 3
Coding region: 1-2520 (839 amino acids)
Biological process (GO): defense response; signal transduction
Molecular function (GO): ADP binding
Source: RefSeq, a predicted model, not a curated record
AUGGAAGAAUACAAGCCUUCCACAACUAAAUUAGCCUUCCAAAGUGAUAAGAGGUAUCAUGUGUUUCUGAGUUUCAGAGGAGAGGAUGUGAGAAAAACUUUGGUUGAUCAUCUCUUUGAAUCUCUCUCCGCAGCAGGACUGAAUGUUUUCUUAGACAGUGACAAAUUGGAAAAGGGAGAAAUAAUUGGGUUGAGCUUGGAAAGAGCAAUUGAGAGCAGUGCUAUACGGAUCCCUAUAUUUUCUGUAGGCUAUGCAGACUCAGCUUGGUGUCUCAAGGAGGCCGCUGCAAUGUUGAGCACCCCUGGUUUGAUUAUUCCUCUUUUUUAUCAUGUGAAUCCAACUCAUGUUAGAUAUCCUGAAAAUGACUCCAGUCCUUAUAAGCAAUCAUUUCUGAAACAUUAUGGCCAUUCAGAUCGAUACCCAAAAAGAGAGAUUGAGUGGUGGAAGCAUGUUCUUGUACAGAUAUGUCCGUGUUUACAAUUUUAUGGCGAUUCAUACCGAUACCAAAGAGAAGAGAUUGAUGGGUGGAAGUAUGCCCUUCUACAGAUCUCUUCUCGCUCAGGCUGGUCCAUUGAUAGAGCUCAAGGCUUUGAAGCUCGGCUAAUAAAGAAAGUGGUGAAAGACCUGAUUAACACAUUGGACAGAGUGCCAUUAGAAGUUGCCAAGCAUCCUGUGGGAAUGGACAGCGUGAAAAACGCUAUCAUUCAUACAUUGCAUCUCAAUUCAGUGAAAGAGGUAGUUAAAGCAGGAAUCUGGGGUAUUGGUGGUAUUGGCAAAACUACAGUUGCCAAGGCCAUAUACAAUCAAGUUUAUGCUGAUUUUGAAGCUGCUUCUUUUGUAUUCAAUGUCCGGGACACUGCUGCGGAUCACGAAGGCCUCAUAAAAUUGCAGAAACAAAUUCUUCAAGAUUUAACCAAAUAUGAUGGAAAAGUGCAGAGUGUAGACAAGGGCAAAUCUUUGUUCAGAGAUCGUUUGGGAGGAAAACGUGUGUUACUUAUUUUGGAUGAUGUGAAUGUUGUUGUACAAUUAGAUGUUUUGGCUGGGGGAUUGAUAAAUGAAAGUCUCCAGUUAUUUAAUUGGUAUACUUUUCUCAGACCAUCUCCAAGUCCCAGAUACAAAGAUUUGUCCAGAAGAAUAGUGGAAGCUUGUAAGGGACAUCCUCUUUCAUUGGAAGUAAUUGGUUCCUUCUUGUAUGAUAAGCAGGAUGACACUGGUUGCUGGAUAGAAGCCUUUCAUAACAUUACACUCAACCAAGAGAUACAUGAAAGACUCAAAAUCAGUUAUAAUGCUCUAAGUGAUGAUGAGAAAGAAAUAUUUAUGGACAUUGCUUGUUAUUUCAUUGGAGAACACAAAAAAUUGCCCAUUGUUUUCUGGAAAUCUUUGUACAAGAUGGUAGACACUGCUGUAUCCAAUCUUUCAAUGAAGUUACUAAUAAAGAUUGAUGACAAAGGUGUAUUUGAUAUGCAUGACCAUUUGCAAGACAUGGGGCGAACCAUUGCAGAAAAAGAAAGGGAUUGUACCCGACUAUGGGAGUCUGCCCAUUGUAGCACCCUGUCCAACAACAUCAACUUCUCUCGCCUUCGGCUCAAUGAAGGCAAUCCACAAAGGCUUGAAAAGCUUUACAGACCUGGUCUUCACUAUCUUCAUUUGCAAAAUGUGCCCAUUGAAGGCAUGAUAGAAGACAAACUAUCCAAGCUUCCUAGAAGUUUGAUAUGGUUAAGGCUAGAACGUUGUGGCUUAGCAGUUAAGACAAACACUAACAGAGCAGUAAAGAAGCCAAGUCACUCUAGAUUUGUAAAUGACAUUUGGCAAUUGAAAAUUUUGCAACUAAAAGGCUGUUCUGAUUUGGAUGGGCUGUCUAUAUUUUCACUGUUUUCACUUCCUAAUAUACAGCUGCAACACUUAGAUUUGGGGUGGUCUAGAAGCUUAAAGAAGCUUCCUGAUACCAUUGGCAACCUGUCACAGCUGCAGCACUUGUUUUUGGAAGGGUGUGUAUGUUUAAAAAAUCUCCCUGAUAUCAGGUUGCCACAGCUGCAGCACUUAGACUUGAGAUGGUGUGAUGGGUUAAAUAACCUCCCUGAUACCAUUGGCAAUCUGUCAAAGUUGCAGUACUUGUGCUUGAGAGGGUGUAGAAGUUUCCUUAACCUCCCUGAUACCAUUGGCAAUCUGUCACAGCUGCAACAUUUGGAUUCAGGAUGGUGUAGAAGCUUAGAUAAUCUUCCUGAUACCAUAGGCAACCUGUCACAGCUGCAGCACUUAGACUUGCGAGGUUGUGAUAGAUUAAUGUAUCUCCCUGAUACCAUUGGUAACCUGUCACAGCUGCAACACUUGGACUUGGUUUGUUGUAGAAAGUUAAAUAACCUCCCUGAUACCAUUGGCAACUUGUCACAGCUGCAGCACUUGGACUUGGAAACGUGUUUUAACUUAGAGAACCUCCCUGAUACUAUUGGGAACCUCUCACAACUGCAAUACUUGAAGUGGAAGGAUGGAAGGAUGUUGAAGGACUAUAAUAUUCAUUGA